CCAGGUUGCUUGGCCCCUCAGACAUUCACGAGAGCUUCCCUAUUUUCAUUGGUGAAAUGUUGGUGGGUAUGUAGGUCUCCUUUGAGGCCUAGUUUGGGCCUGUGCUUGAGUCAUGGCUGCCAUUAUGUAGGAAGACAUCCCUCUUCUGGCCUACAUACACCACACCAGCUGGAAUCCGAGUAAGUCCAGAAGCCCAGCAGUCCAGAACUGGCCUCUUUAGCCAUUAGAAUGUCUGACAGCAGGAAGGGAACUGUGCUCAAAAAGUGUCAGGAGUGCCAGGUGGACAUGAAUGGAGACAUGUUAGAUGCUCAGGGGCUGUGUCCUCACUGCAAAGCCCAGCCAAAAAAGGAGCAGCAAAAGAGUCAGGAUGGAAAGAGGGGUGCUGUCACAUACAAUGCAAAUGAGACAAUGGAUAGUGAGCCUAACUACUCUGACUUCAUCACUUGCCCCCGGAGUGGCCGGAGAAACGCAGUCCCCGACCUCCAGGGAGACGCAACCAGAAUUCACAUGGAGAAACUCUCAGGCACCAUGGAUGAGAUUACUAUUGAAGAGGAAGAAAACCAAGCAGGGUCUUGUACUACAGAGAAGGUACCCAAGAGCCAAGGUGGCAGCUCCACCUUGUGAGAUCUCUGUGAUUUAGCCUGCAGAAGGCUGGAUGGCAACCACCACGACUCUUCUAUCUGACAAGGAGUCCUCACUUAAAGGUCUCUGCUGUGGCCAUCAGAAUCUCUCGGACACUGGUACCUCGAAAGACCUCUUUUCUAUAACAGUACAAAGCACGAUAUGUUUUAGUGACUUGAGUCACUUGGAGCCUUAGUAACUGUUUUCCUAUACUGGAAAGCUCAGUCUCAAUAAUAAUAAUAUACACUUCAGAGUUUACUAUACAAGGUACAUUUUGCUCAUGUGGUAAAUCUAUUGCUUAUUUCCAAGUCCCUGUAGGUUAUUAGGAGUCUUAUCCUUGCUUCAUGCCCAUGCACAUACUAUCUUUUGGACUAUGAACAUGGAGGUCAGGAGGACCCACCAGGCGCUGCUCCAGUGCAAGCCCCAUGGAAAUCAAUGGCAGUUGUGUGAGAGUAACCAUGGUCUUCUGCAACUCCAAUUCACUUCAGUGGGGAGUGUACAGGAGAUGCUCCCAAUCAAUGGAUGUGGACUACUUCUUUGUUCCACCAACUCAAUGCUUCUGCUUUUUCAUGCUCACAGGCCCACACUAGCACUGCACCAAUUUGUUUAGCACUGCAGGGGCAUGUAAAAUUUGGUUUGAAGGUGUUUUAGAAAAAAGGUAGGCAGACACUUCUGUAGGCUAGCUCAUUAGUUACUUUUGCAUUCUGUGUGAACGUUCAUAUCUCUGGUUGAAAUUUGUAUGCAAUGCGUAAAUUUCUGUUAAGGAAGUCUCAGCAACUCUUUUUUUUUUUUGGCCGUGCUUUGGCUCUUUCCCUCCCUCUUUAUCCCUAAGCCUGCAAAAUGCUCAGCUGGUCCCAUGUCCUGCCCAUGAGUAAUAAUAUGCCAGCCAACAAUAGCUUUGGAAGGAGCAUUUGGACUGCUGUACUCUGCCAAUGCAACAUUCACUCAUCUAGUGUUGCAAGAAAAUGCGUUGGUGCAACUAUUUAGGACCAGAGUCCCUGUCACAGCUAUUCAUGGAACACAGCCGUUCUCAAACCAGCCUGUGGCUGGUAUUAACACACAUUAUGCAUCUGUGCACCUACCUGGAGGAAACUGAGGGGGGAAAUUGCAGUUGAGUUGCCCCACUUACAACAUAAUUGAAUGGAAGCUCCACCACCCCAGGGCAAAUAUUCAUGUGGUGGUGGUGGGGCUGAUCUGUAUCAGGCCUGAGGCAGGUAGGGUUAAAGCCCCUCUUUCCUGAUGCUGUCAUGACCUGGACUGCCCCCCACCCAUGUGCUACCUACAGGCGGGUGUGGUGGGGAGCAAGUACACUUGGAACAAUGACAUGGAUUAAGAUAUCUAGCAAAGGCCCCAAAUGCAUUUGUAAGGCAAAUUAUGCGGUGGUGGGUUAGAGGAAGAGCAGACACCAGCUCCUGCGUCUGUUUGGCAAAGCUCAUAGGGAAUGAUCGCCCAACACGCUCUACCUCCAGCAUCCAAACCCUGGUCUUUCCCAAGAAAUCAGCAGCCCCUCUGCCCAGUUCUUCCCAGUAAGAUGAGAGUUACACCCACCCUUCCCAGAAAGCCACUAGACAUUCAGUAAGGUUUCACUCUCAGCUGGCAUCCUUUAAGCCUUCUCUUUGUUUCUUAUUAAUAUCUACCCUUUUCCCUUGCCCUUGAAUUGGGUGAGGGGGUGAGGGCUGAUUUCAGUGAUGGAAGAGCUUUUGGUAACCAAGAGCAGUUCUCUAAAAGAAUUCUUGUUUUAGUCUCCUGCAUAUGCCCCUCUGAAAGCAAGACAGACAGCAGGAUAUUCACCAGUAACUAAUAUCACAGGAGAUAGGCUAAAUUUAGUUCUUUUAACCUGUUAAGAAUGCUUGGGUUAAGUAUUAUUUUUAGCCAAAUCCCUUGUGAACUGGCAGGAAGCCACACUUAGGUCAGCAUCAGGUUUCACUAGUGAGCUAACAUGGCAAGAGCAGGCUCAGCCAUAUAAUAUUUUAGUGAAGGAACUGCAGGCAUUUAGGUUAGCAUCCUGUAGUAAGGUUCAGGUCCUUGCUCCAUCCCAAAUGCAAAAAGGUGGUCGAUCCAGGUAGUGAGGGAAAUGUGUCAGUUUCAGACACUCUGGGUCAAACAAAAUUUCUGCCCCGCUUUGUUCUCCUUUACAUGGAAAUCAGAUUUGAGAAGUUGUGACCAGGAGUGUGACCCAGUCCCUUUCUAUUUGCUCAGAAUCCUCCCCCACCCCAGACUCCGCUGCUUUGCUCCCCUUAGGUGAUAAUCUAUGAAGUAGCAGGACAACAGGAGGGUCAUGCAUUCUCUCUCCACAGCCACUCCCCACCCAAUUUCUCUUCUCAAACUUGCAUCCACCCAAUGUACUACUCAAAACCCAAGUCUCUUCAUUUUUUAAAAAAGCCAACUACUGGCUAAAAAAGCAGCAUGCAAUUGUAUGUCACAUCAUUUGGCCACAAGGCAUAUGAAGAAAAGGAAGCAGGUUCCCAUUUCCUCUCCUUAAUGCAUAAUCCUCAUAGGCACUCAAAGAGUAACCUAGAGCCCCCCUGCUUUAAGGUCUGGACUGAAAUGACCCCCAUUUUCCUGCCUCAUUCACAGGCGGUGAAGUGGAGAUAGGCAGGCAUGUUUUGUUUUUUUACUAUAGUGGUCUUCCUCACAGCAGCGAUCAUUCCACCCCACUCCCAACUCCCCUCAGAGCGACACAUCAUGAUUUAGCCCCUACAAACCCUAUAGCCUUUUGCAGCCCAGGUGCUGGAUGGUUUCGUCUGGUUUGCCAAGUGAACAGCCCUUGGGGUUAUAGCUAUGACCCCCUCACUGAAAUCCAGUUUUUGCUAUUUUUUAGACACUGAACUACAGGUUCAGAUUUUUGGCUUGGCAGUUUUCCUGUCAUGCUUAAGACAAAAAUGAACACAUGUGUAAUAAAACAGAAUUUAUUUCAUUAAACCAGAAGAUACAUUCUGCUUUGUUCUUCAGGAUGUGAACAAUUUCUUCAACAAGAAACCUUGGAGUUUACAAAAUAAGUAGACUACAGUACUAGAAUGAUUUUCAAGCAGAAUAACUUUUCCAUGGCAUUAUAAAAAUAAAAUACUUCCUUUAUAUAUAUUCCUAGACAGACACUUGUUUAACACACCACCACGUUUCCCUAUCACUAAUGUAAGCCAUCAGUCAUGGCUCGCUUUCCAAGAUGAGUGCUAUUCGAAACUCGGUCUUUCCCCCACAUGGAACAUAGUGAUAUUAAAGCCAUUUAUCAGAGGCAGAUUUUUGGUGUUUGAAGCUUUGUAAUAUUAGCUCUUACAGCCAUCCGAGACAUGGCAGCACCAUGUAUUAUUUCCUCAACUUAGUUUAUUAACUUUACAGAGUAAUAACAUAACCCAAAUGGCAAUCAUCUGUAUGCACAAAAUGUAAUGAAACAGAAAUUUUACUCCAAAACUGGUCUCAGCCAUUUCUGGGCAUCGCUGACCCACUGGGACUACAGUCCUUUCUUCUGCUGGAUGGAUUUCAGUUGCUGAAGUCUGGCUGUGAAAUCUUAAUUGCAACAUGACCAAUAGCAGCUGCUACAAAUAUGGACAGCAACAACACUUUUGGUUUUGUCACAAUGAAAGCAAGGCUGAUUUCAGACUUCCUCUGCAGAGAACCUUUUAUUCAUGGAGAACCUGUAUGUAAACCAGAUCCUUGGUGUGGAUUCUUCUCAUUAAAUAAAGCACAAAGAUCUGUUCAACUGGCUAA
Molecule: messenger RNA, 4326 nt
Organism: Hemicordylus capensis (graceful crag lizard)
Lineage: Eukaryota; Metazoa; Chordata; Lepidosauria; Squamata; Cordylidae
Gene: PKIG
Product: cAMP-dependent protein kinase inhibitor gamma
Exons: 4
Coding region: 229-624 (131 amino acids)
Biological process (GO): negative regulation of cAMP-dependent protein kinase activity
Cellular component (GO): cytoplasm; nucleus
Molecular function (GO): cAMP-dependent protein kinase inhibitor activity
Source: RefSeq, a predicted model, not a curated record